Messenger RNA from Thalassophryne amazonica, 7400 nucleotides. Its product is annotated as unconventional myosin-XVIIIa-like. Lineage: Eukaryota; Metazoa; Chordata; Actinopteri; Batrachoidiformes; Batrachoididae. The record is from RefSeq and is a predicted model, not a curated record. Gene Ontology annotation, cellular component: myosin complex. Gene Ontology annotation, molecular function: cytoskeletal motor activity; ATP binding; protein binding.
AUGUUUCACUUAAUUAAGAAAGACAAGGAGGAGAAAGAGAAGAACAAGGACUUGGGGAAGAGGGAUAGGAAAGAUAAAAAAAAAAAGGAGCGCAUGUCCCAGGCAGAGCUGAAAAGCCUGGAAGAGAUGAGCAUACGCAGAGGGUUUUUCCAUCUUCAGAAAGGGAGUUUGAAAAGAGACGCCAGGGGCAGGUUGGAGAUUUCUAAUCCAAUCCCAAUUAAGGUGGUCAGCAGCACUGAGCUCAGCCUCACAGACUUGGAGGUUCAGCAUUCCAACAACUGCAACAUCCUGGGACAGGAUCUGAGGCAAAUACGUACAAGUGAUACUGGGGAGGAUGCAAAGAAGAAUGAACGAGAGCAUCAUCGCAGCUCUGUAAAGGAGAGGGCUGCUAAGUUUGGGGAACUGGCUAAGUUAAAUUCUGUGGUAGUUCAGAGACCUGUGUCUUUUUCCCAGAGGAGCAAAGAGCAUAACCCUUCAGAUGCGCCAAAUCUUUCUGGACAGAGCGGUAACACAUCUUCUGUCUGUAACUCACAGGGCAGCAAAAUGGUUUAUAUUCCAGAAAUGAUGGAGAAGACUUACCCCGAUGCAGACCUGCAAUUACCUGUUCUUGCUUCACCUCCAACAGCGGAUGCAAGGGAACUGGAGCUGCAGCGGCGCAACACCAGGGAUUUUGGGUUCUCGUUACGCAGGUCCACAAUGUUGGACAGGCAGCCUGAUGGAGCGGUGUGUCGGCGCGUGGUGCACUUUGCAGAACCGGGUGCUGGCCCCAAUGACAGGGCUAUGGGCCUGGUGCCUGGAGACAGGCUGAUGGAGAUCAAUGGUAUCAGCGUGGAGAACAAAAACAGGGACGAGAUUGUGGAGAUGAUCCGUCAGUCUGGAGAGUCGGUCCGGUUGAAGGUGCAGCCCAUUUUAGAGCUGAGUGAGUUGAAUCGCUGCUGGCUGAGGAUGACUCAGAGCCUUCAAAAGGAAGACUCUGAUGGGAAGACUGAUGAGCAGAUUACAGCACAGAGAGCCUGGUACACCACAGAAAAAGUAUGGCUUGUCCACAAGGAUGGAUUUUCUUUGGCGACGCUACUGAAGACAGACGCCAGCAGUCUGCCAGAGGGGAAGGUGAAAAUCCACCUGGAGAGUGAUGGAUCACUGUUAGACGUGGAUGAAGAUGAUGUUGAAAAGGCAAACCCUCCGAUGUUUGACCGAGUGGAGGAUAUUGCCUCACUGCAGUACUUGAAUGAGUCAAGUGUGAUGCACUCCCUGCGGCAGCGGUAUGGCAGUAACCUUGUGCACACCCAUGCCGGGCCCAACAUGGUGGUCAUUAACCCUGUUAGUGCACCUUCAAUGUACUCGGAGAAGGUGAUGCACAUGUUUAAAGGCUGCAGGAGGGAGGACACCGCUCCACAUAUUUACAGUGUGGCCCAGUCGGCCUACAGGAACCUCCUCACCACGCGCCAGGAUCAGUCUGUUGUCCUGCUGGGUAAGAGCGGCAGUGGCAAGACUACCAACUGUCAACACAUCAUCCACUACCUGGUCACUAUCGCCGGCAGCACCAGCAAAACCUUCUCCACAGAGAAAUGGCAAGCAGUCUACACAGUUUUGGAAGCAUUUGGGAAUGCUUCUACCUGUAUGAACGGGAAUGCGAGUCGUUUCUCUCAUGUGGUCUCUUUGGACUUUGACCAGGCUGGCCUGGUGACCUCAGCUUCUAUCCAGACCAUGCUGUUGGAGAAGAUGAGGGUGGCAAGAAGACCAGAGGGCGAGUCCACAUUUAAUGUCUUUUACUACCUGAUGGCUGGAGUCGACACUUCUCUAAGAACGGAGCUGCACCUCAACCACUUUGCAGAAAACAGUGCAUUUGGAAUCAUGCCACCAAACAAGAGUGAGGACAGACAGCGGGCGUCCCAGCAGUUUUCCAAGCUGCAAGCAGCCAUGAAGGUGCUGGGGAUCAGCGCUGAUGAGCAGAGGGCUUUCUGGCUCGUUCUUGGCGCCAUCUAUCAUCUUGGAGCAGCAGGAGCCACCAAAGCUGGCAGGAAACAAUUUGCACGUCAUGAGUGGGCCCAGAAGGCAGCGUACCUGCUGGGCUGCACCCUGGAGGAACUCUCCUCCUCCAUCUUCAAGCACUGGGCCAAGGGCACCCUGCCCAGAACCAGCAGCAUCUGCCAGGCCUCUGACGAAAAUGGAUCAGCAGAUGCAGGGUCCAAGACUACACCUCUGGAGUGCUUAGAGGCCAUGGCCUCUGGACUUUACUCGGAGCUCUUCACUGUCCUCGUCUCUGUAAUCAACCGGGCCUUGAAAUCCAGCCAACACUCUCUGUGCUCUCUGCACAUCGUGGACACACCGGGCUUCCAAAACCCAAGGCUCGCUAAGCGUGAGUGCGGCGCAACUUUCGAGGACCUUUGCCACAACUAUGCUCAAGAACGUCUGCAGGCGGUCUUUUAUCAGCGUACCUUCGUUCAGGAGCUAGACAGAUACAAGGAGGAGAACAUAGAGCUGGAUUUGGACGACACAGAGCCCAGCAUGUCUCUGUCCAUAGCAGUGGUAGAACAAGCCUCAAGCCAAGCACUGGUGCGGACACUCCGAACAGACGAGGCUCGAGGCCUUCUGUGGCUGAUGGAGGAGGAGGCGCUGCAACCUGGGGGUUCAGAGGAGACACUAUUGGGACGCCUCUUCAGCUAUUAUGGACCUGCUGAGGGAGAAAGUAAAGGUCACACUUUCCUCCUAAAGAGUGAGAAGGAUAAUCAUUUCCUGCUGGGUCACAGUCAUGGGACUGACUGGGUGGAGUAUAGUGCCCGUGGGUGGUUGAACUACGCCAAGCAGAAUCCUGCCUCCACCAAUGCUGCGAGCCUUCUGCGGGACUCCCAGAAGAAGAUCAUCAGCUCGCUGUUCACGAGCCGAGCGGGUGGAGCCACAGUUUUGUCCAGUUCCAUCGCUGGUGCAGAAAGUGCAUCUCAGCUAUCCUUGAGACGGGCCACAAGCAUGAGGAAAACCUUUGGAACAGGGGUGGCUGCGGUUAAGAAGAAAUCCCAGUGUAUCCAGAUCAAACUCCAAGUGGAUGCACUUCUUGACAUGGUGCGACGGUCCAGGAUUCACUUUGUUCACUGCAUAUUGCCAAAGGCAGAUGCCCUCAAGGCUCUGAGUGGAUCUCUGUUUAAAGAAGGAGAAUGUGAUGCUCAGGGGGAGAGUGGAGAUCCCACUUUAAUGCAGCUCGAUGUAGCCUUGCUCCGUGCUCAGCUCCGUGGCUCCAAGUUGCUGGAUGCUCUCCGGAUUUACCGACAAGGCUACCCCGAUCACAUGGUCUUCUCUGAGUUUCGUCGGCGCUUUGAUGUGCUGGCGCCGCACCUCACCAAGAAGCAUGGAAGGAAUUACAUAGUGAAGGACGAGAAGAGAGCUGUAGAGGAGCUUUUGGAGUCCUUGGACCUGGAGAAGAGCAGCUACCACAUGGGUCUAAGCAGGUUGUUCUUCAGGGCCGGUACCUUGGUGAAGCUUGAGGAACAGCGAGAUGAGCAGACCAAAUGUAAUCUAACCCUCUUCCAGGCUGCGUGCAGAGGCUAUCUGGCAAAGCAGGCUUUCAAGAAAAGAAAGGUUCAGGAUCUGGCCAUCCGUUGCAUCCAGAAAAACAUUAAAAAGAACAGUGGUGUGAAGGACUGGCCGUGGUGGAAGCUUUUCACCACAGUCCAACCUCUCAUCAAGGUCCAGCUCAGUGAGGAACAGAUGCGAGCCAAAGAUGAAGAGAUACAGCAGCAGAAAUCGAAGCUGGAGAAAGUGGAGAAAGAGCGAAUUGAGCUGAGGCUAAACACGGAUCGAUUGGAAAGCAGGAUCACAGACUUGCUUGGAGAACUCGCUGAUGAGAGAAGUAUGAGUGAGUCGGCAUCCCAGUUACUGGAGACUGAGACUUCAGAGAGACUCCGCCUGGAGAGGGACAUGAAGGAUUUGCAGGUUAAGUUCGACGCUAUGAAGAAACAAUUAGAAUCCCAGGAGGUGGAGGUGAUGGAAGCUCGGCUGAUGAAAACGUCAGAGCUCAACGGAGAGAUGGACGAUGAUGACGAUGCUGGAGGUGAGUGGCGGCUCAAAUACAAUCAAGCCAUGCGCGAGAUGGAGUUCAGCAAAAAGAAGCUCCAGCAGGAGUUUGAUGAUAAGUUGGAGACAGAGCAGCAGAGCAAGAAACUGUUCGACAGAAAGCUGACUGACCUACAGACGGACAACGAGGACCUGCAGCGAGCCGUGCAGCAGCUGAAGAAGAAGUGCCAGAGACUGACAGCAGAGCUGCAGGACACCAAACUCCAUCUGGAGGGCUUACAUGGCCGCAACCACGACCUGGAGAAGAAACAGAGGAAAUUUGACCUGGAGCAGAACCAGGCUCAGGCUGACGUACAAAGAGAGAGGAGCCAGAGGGAGAAGCUGGCCAGAGAGAAAGACUUAAUGAUUGGUGAGAUGUUUAACCUCCGUCAGCAGCUGCAGGACAAGGAUGCUGAACUGUGUGCAGCAAAUGCAAAGGUGCAGCAACUGGAAGUGGAGCUACAGGACCUCUCCUCUCAGGAGUCCAAGGAUGAAGCCUCACUGGUGAAGAUCAAGAAGAUGCUUCGUGACCUUGAGGCCAAGGUGAAAGACCAGGAAGAAGAGCUGGAUGACCAGGCUGGAACCAUACAGAUGCUAGAGCAGGCUAAGCUGCGGCUUGAGAUGGAGAUGGAGAGGCAGCGGCAGACACACUCCAAAGAGAUUGAGAGUAAGGAUGAAGAGGUCGAGGAGAUCAGGCGCUCGUGCAGUAAGAAGCUGAAACAGAUGGAGGUACAGCUCGAGGAGGAGUACGAAGACAAGCAGAAAGUCUUGCGUGAAAAAAGAGAGCUGGAGUCCAAACUGUUACAUGCCCAGGACCAGGUCAGCCAAAGGGAUGUGGAGACGGAGAAGAGGUUGAAGAAAGAUCUGAAAAGAACCAAAGUCCUGUUGGCUGAUGCACAGAUUAUGCUGGAUCACUUGAAGAGUAACACCCCCAGCAAGAGGGAGAUCGCCCAGCUCAAAAACCAAUUGGAAGAGUCAGAGUUCACUUGUGCAGCAUCAGUGAAAGCUCGAAAAAGCAUGGAGAUUGAAAUUGAGGACCUGCACAUACAAGUGGAGGAUGUUGUCAAAGCUAAAAUAUCGUUGGAGGAGCAGGUUAGCCGUCUGCAGCGAGAGAAGAAUGACCUGCAGUCCCGUAUGGAGGAGGAUCAGGAGGACAUGAAUGAUCUGAUGAAGAAACAUAAAGCUGCAGUUUCUCAGUCGGCCAGGGAUCUGAACCAGAUCAGUGACCUGCAAGCCCAGCUGGAUGAAUCCACAAAGGAGAAGCAGGAAAUCCAGGAAAAGCUUCACUCACUGCAGACCCAGCUGGAGUUUCAAGAACAAUCCAUGGUGGAAAAGUCUUUAGUGAGCCGUCAAGAGGCCAAAAUCCGUGAGCUGGAGACCAAACUAGAAUAUGAGAGGACGCAGAUUAAACGCUUGGAGAGCUUGGUGGGUCGUCUGAAAGAGAACCUUGAGAAAAUGGCGGAAGAAAGAAACCAGUGCAUUGCUGCUGAGAACAGGGAGAAGGAUCAGAAUAAACGAAUGCAGAGGCAGAUAAGAGACAUUAAAGAAGAAAUGGCAGAACUGUCCAAGAAUGAGGCCGAGGCGAGCCGCAAGAAGCAUGAGCUGGAGAUGGACAUUGAGAGCUUAGAGGCGGCCAAUCAGAGUUUACAGGUGGACCUGAAGUUGGCCUUCAAGAGGAUCGGGGACUUGCAGGCUGCCAUUGAGGACGAGAUUGAAAGUGAUGACAAUGAAGACCUAAUCAACAGUUUGCAAGACAUGGUGACAAAAUAUCAGAAAAGAAAGAACAAAAUUGGGGAUCAAACAGAAACAGAUUCAGAGGUGGAGGACCGCGUGGACGGAGUAAAAUCUUGGCUGUCGAAGAACAAAGGUUCUGUCAAAACUCUUUCAGAUGAGGGAACUAUGAAGAGCACCAGAUAUUCAGCAAAUGCAGAUGUCAAGGAAGUAAAAGAAGGCAAGGAGAAGACAACUGAGGGAGGCAAAGAAGGGAAAGAAAUAGAGCUGAAUAGACCAGUGUCUGCCAUGAGUUCCUUGAGCUACAGGAAACGUUCCAACCUGAAGGACUCCAUAGGGGGGAUAGGUGAUGAAUGCUCCCUGUUUACCACUCUCAAAGAGCAGCCUGACACACCAGACCAUGCCUCUAUUCGAAAGUCCAAGUCAAAAGCUGGAGACAUCCAUGAGGAUUGGAAAAAGAGCCAGAUAAAGGAAGACUUGGAUGACAAAGGCUCUGUCAUCUCUCUUGCAUAUUCCGAGGCCACCAGCAGAGCCAGAAAAAGCUUUGAGUCUCAUUGGACAUCCCGCAGCAGUCCUGAAUUUGAAAAGGACUCUGUGGUGUCCUCUCUGGUUCCCAGUAGGAUGUCCACCAAAAGGGGUAUGUUGGAAAUGGAUGAUGACAAUAAAUCGAUUAUCAGCAGCGCAAGUCGCACCAGCCCUCGAUUGUUGCAUCGUAGCACCUCUUGGAAAGAUGACCGGCGCAGUAGCUCACGCUUGUCUGUUGCACGCAGCUGUGGUCUCAGUGAGCUCGGCCUGCAUGUUGAUGAUGAUGAUGACGAUGAUAACAAUAACGGUCAGCAUGUACCUUGUAGUGAAGCGGGAGGUUCAGCUUAUAGUCCUCGCUCUGUCAGCCAUAGUUUUUCCACUCCAUCUCAGCUGCACUCCACGGACAGCAAUCUGCCAAAUACAUCUGACAACAAAUCUGUCACCCACCGCAACUACCUGGAUCCUGAUUUAGAGGCAGCCAUCAAUGAGGUGCUGAGCUUCAAACCCAUCAAGUUCAAGCGCAGCAAGCUCAAUGAGUCCAGUAGUGCAGAAGAGGAUGAGAAGAAAAGUUCAGGAGGGGAAGGUGGGAGGAAGAAGGUUGAAGAUGUUGAGCUUCGGUGCAGCACUUCCAGUUUGCGUGCCUCAUCGGCUUCUGGUCUGGAUUACAACAUUCAGCCUUCCAGUACCCUGAGCACCAGCAGCUCCCGCAGUCAAAAAGACAAAAGGGAAGUCUCUCCAUCAGACAGCUCAUCCUCAGAUGAUCGCCAUAGUAGAAAGAGCUCAAAGGCUAAGAAGGAUAAGAAAUCGAAGAAAAAAUCAAAGAAGAAACAGAAGGAGUCCUCAUCCUCAUCGUCGUCAGAGUCAUCCUCCUCCUCCUCCUCUGACUCAACCAUCUCCUACCACAGCUCCAGAAGUGUUAAAAGGAGCCCAGCCAAACCGUCUGACGAUGAGAAGGAUCCUGUAGGUCAUGGGCCAGCUAGCAGGAAGGAAUCUAAAAACAACCAGAAGAAGGUGGACAGUUUAGUGAUGAAGUACCUUUACCAACCGGAAAGCGAGUAAAGCCACAAGACAAGGUGAUGCUCGGUGUGAUAAUAAGC